Messenger RNA from Chondrus crispus (carragheen), 564 nucleotides. RefSeq lists its product as hypothetical. Lineage: Eukaryota; Rhodophyta; Florideophyceae; Gigartinales; Gigartinaceae. The record is from RefSeq and is a predicted model, not a curated record. The coding region runs from base 1 to 564 and encodes 187 amino acids. The transcript has a single exon.
AUGUUGGUUAGAUGGUUGUCGGUGAGGGUGAUGAUUUUGAGGCAUUUACAGUAUCUUCGCUGCCUGAUACGUGUACACGUCGCCAGCGAACACAGUUGCCACAGCGGGGCAGCCCUUGCCAACCUCGACCCCUGUACUGCAAACUACUUUUCCCCAACCAGUCCGUCAACUUCUUUUCCGACUUCACUUCGUCCCCUUCUUUCCCCCUUGGUCAACACCAACGUUCCGUCCUCCCUCCCUCUCUCAACCCACAUACCCACUCUAACAACGCCCACCGCUUUCCCUAGCUUCCCUUCCCCUAAAUCCCCCCCCCCACCAUGGCGUCUGCGCGCCCCUUUCUCCUCCUCCUCCUGCUUCUCCUGCACCUGCUGCACACCUCGGCCACCUCAUGGAAGUCGACAGAGCUCCCGAACCCCCAAGACGACCCCGCGGGUCUAUGCGGCCGUGGCGGCUUGCAUUCGUCCGUGUGCGACCCCGACGGCCUUCUUUCGCUGUCCGACGCCGACACCAUCGACGGCUUCAUUAACUUCAUCCACGAUGGCACCCACGGCUAUACAAAGCUAA